AACCACGCUCGAGGGUUCCCGAAGGAGUUCAUUUCCAACACGUGCAUGAAUUGUCAGAUAGUUUAAAAACAUAAAAUGGGUAAACUAAAUGUAACUAUUUUAAGAUAUUUAACCAAAGAAGACUUCAGAGUUUUAACUUCUGUUGAAAUGGGCAUGAAAAACCAUGAGAUUGUCCCAUCACCUCUUGUGGCGUCCAUAGCACAUUUACACGCUGGUGGGUGUCACAAAGUACUGAAAGAGCUGGCGAAGCACAAGUUGGUGUGCUACGAACAUGCAGGAAAAAAAGAGAAUGGCUACAGGUUGACCAAUAGUGGUUAUGACUACCUAGCUCUGAAGGCUUUAACCAGUCGUGGUGUCAUCCACUUUGUUGGUAACCAGAUAGGUGUCGGCAAGGAGUCGGAUAUCUACAUUGUAGCUGAUGAGGAGGAUCACCAGUUUGCAAUGAAGUUACACAGGUUGGGUCGCACAUCGUUCCGACAGUUGAAGAACAAAAGGGAUUAUCACAAACACAGGAAGAAUGCUUCUUGGCUCUAUCUGUCCAGGCUAGCUGCCAUGAAGGAGUUUGCUUAUAUGAAGGCGCUGUAUGACAGAAAUUUUCCUGUUCCCAAGCCAGUAGACUUCAACCGCCACACUGUCAUCAUGGAGCUGCUGAGUGGACACCCAUUGUGCCAGGUACGCGAGUUGUCUGACCCAGGCCAGGUGUACAAUGACUGCAUGGAACUAAUUGUCAGAUUGGGAAACUGUGGCGUCAUCCAUGGCGACUUCAACGAGUUCAAUCUGAUGGUGGAUGACAAUGGAGGAGUGACUAUGUACGAUUUUCCUCAGAUGAUCUCCACUUCCCACUUCAAUGCUGAGUGGUAUUUCAACCGAGAUGUCCGCUGCAUUCGUGAAUUCUUUGUCAGACGGUUUCGCUAUGAGAGUGAACUUUACCCCAAGUUUUCAGAUAUAAGACGAGAUGAUAACCUGGAUGUAGAGGUGUCAGCCAGUGGUUUUACUAAGGAAAUGGCCAGCACAUUUGAUGAGGCUGCUGAAGAGCUGAACAUCCUUAAAGGACCGGAGUCUUCAGAGGAGGGAGAAGAAAGGGAUGAUGAAGAUGGAAAAGAAGAAAUCGAGGAUGAAGAUGAGGAAGAUGCAAGUGAUGAGGAGGAGGGAAGUGAUCAGGAACUGGAAACAGAGCCUUCACAGGAUAAGAAAACAACUUCUAGUGACAAUGUAACAGAUCAGUUAGCAGGAGCAUGUGCAAACUGUGAGGAGGAACGUCUAACAGACUCAGAUAAUGUUAUAGAAACAAAAGCUGAGCCAACACUUGACAGUGAUACUAAGGACAGAUUAUCAGAUAAAGGGUUAAGCGAUGAGGAAAAUGAACUGAUAGGGGAUUUAAGUGGUGCUAACAGGGCCUACAAACCUUUCAGAAAUGAGGAAAGCAUGGAACAUACCAACUCCCAUUUGACCAACGCACGGCAGCAUAGUUCCCUCAGCAUGUCAAGUAACACCUCCUGCAUGGAUCCACAGAUGGUCAAGGAGAAGAUGAAACGACAGCUCAAACAGCAGCAUCAUAAGUUGCAUGCCCGGCGUAUCAGGAAGAAAGGGGAGGCAUCCAUUGCGACACAGUCAAAACGUAACACAAAACAUGACAUCAAAGACAGUCUCUCUGCUCAAUGGUUCUAAACGUAUACAGAGAAAUGUAUCGACUAGAAUUAUACAUGUUUUUUGAUUCAUGUAAAAUGUAAAGUGAUCUAAUAAUUAUUAUAAUAAAUCUAAUUAUAACCAAGACUCUGCAUAGUAUAUAUCAUGUUAUUACAUGG
This is a messenger RNA of Mizuhopecten yessoensis (Yesso scallop), 1805 nucleotides long. RefSeq names its product serine/threonine-protein kinase RIO2-like. Gene Ontology annotation, cellular component: cytosol; nucleus; preribosome, small subunit precursor. NCBI's taxonomy places the organism in Eukaryota, Metazoa, Mollusca, Bivalvia, Pectinida, Pectinidae. Gene Ontology annotation, biological process: maturation of SSU-rRNA; protein phosphorylation. The coding region runs from base 76 to 1668 and encodes 530 amino acids. The record is from RefSeq and is a predicted model, not a curated record. Gene Ontology annotation, molecular function: protein serine/threonine kinase activity; ATP binding. The transcript has 10 exons.